UAUCUAGGAUCAGCUUGGAAGAUGAAUGUCACCAUUCUAUGGUUUGUUUUGCUGUUCUGUGGCUUGAUUUUGGCCCAGGAUAACGGUAAUGCUACUGGAACUGAAAAACUUAAUGAAACACGGUCAUGCAAUCCUGACAUGUGUGAUCUCCUGUUAGAGUUUGGUGUCAUGAUAGAAAAACUCAGAACUAUGGAAACCAGGCUGGCGGACACUGAAACCAGGCUGGCGGACAGCGAAACCAGACUGGCGGACAGCGAAACCAGACUGGCGAACAGUGAAACCAGACUGGCGGACAGCGAAACCAGGCUGGCGGACAGCGAAACCAGGCUGGCGGACAGUGAAAACCAGAUUCUGGAACUGCAGAAUAAAGAAAGAACCAACGUAAUCUUCAGUGCAACAGCCGUGUCAGAAGAAAACAUUGGACCGUUUAACACAGAGACAACUCUAAUCUACAGAAGAGUGAUUACAAACAUUGGUGAUGCCUACAGGCAAUCAACAGGUAUCUUCACUGCACCUGUUGCAGGUGUUUAUUACUUUUCCAUCUUCUAUCAUGCUGGAGGACAACAUCAAGCAGUGCUGUACCUGUACAAGAACAAUGAAAGGAUGGUUAUGACUCAUGAUUACCCAUCACAGUCUGACGCAGCUGAUAAUGGAGGAAACGCAGUGUUCCUGCAGCUGCAGCGAGGAGAUCAAGUAUUUGUGAGACUAGCUGCAAAUUCAUACGUUUGGGGGUCCAGCCAUACAAGUUUCAGUGGUUUUCUGGUCACUGAAAUGUGAGAAUUAAUAAACCUUUUGUAAACCACUGAGGUCACAGUAUAAAUACAACCAUAACACUGAUUAACUAAGGGAGUACUGUACAAAAUGCGUGUAAAAAGGUGUAUAAAAGUGUGUGGUUAGGGGUUUUACGGCCUUAGAACAUGUAUUAUAAUUGUAAAACUUACUUCGCGGAUUUCGUUUAUUGCGGGUUAUUUUUAGAACAUAUCCCCUGCGAUAAACGAGGGACCACUGUAUACAUCCAUGUACAGUACAGGGGCUGCUUCUUCGGCCUUGUGCUGAG
This is a messenger RNA of Larimichthys crocea (large yellow croaker), 1057 nucleotides long. Its product is annotated as cerebellin-1. The transcript is spliced from 3 exons. The coding region runs from base 22 to 777 and encodes 251 amino acids. Gene Ontology annotation, molecular function: protein binding. The record is from RefSeq and is a predicted model, not a curated record. Lineage: Eukaryota; Metazoa; Chordata; Actinopteri; Sciaenidae.